Impatiens glandulifera is the source of this 1012-nucleotide messenger RNA. Its product is annotated as superoxide dismutase [Fe] 3, chloroplastic. Gene Ontology annotation, molecular function: metal ion binding; superoxide dismutase activity. NCBI's taxonomy places the organism in Eukaryota, Viridiplantae, Streptophyta, Magnoliopsida, Ericales, Balsaminaceae. Gene Ontology annotation, cellular component: chloroplast nucleoid. The record is from RefSeq and is a predicted model, not a curated record. The transcript has 8 exons. Gene Ontology annotation, biological process: superoxide metabolic process. Bases 89 to 841 code for a protein of 250 amino acids.
AAUCAGCGGUUUCUUAGCCAUCAUCUUCUGAAUUCGAAAAUUGAGUACAGAACUUCUUUGUUUUAGCCAUUGGCGUUUUCUUAUCAAGAUGUUCGUCUCUGGUUUAUCAGCUCUUAUUCCUUCAACUACAAUUAUCCAACGUCCUCAGAAAACAAGGUUAUGUAGGAAGCGAAGUGAUCGAACAAUUCUUUCCUACUAUAGCUUGCAUAGCCCGCCUUAUAAACUCGAUGCAUUGGAACCGCAUAUGAGCCAGAGGACUCUUGAGAAGCACUGGGGAGAGCAUCAUCGUAGUUAUGUGGAAGGUCUUAACAAACAAUUGGGGAAGAAUGAUAUAUUGUACGGCUAUACUUUGGAUGAACUUGUUAAAGUGACAUACAAUAACGGGAACCCUAUGCCUGAAUUUAAUAAUGCUGCACAGGUAUGGAAUCAUGACUUCUUUUGGGAGUCAAUGCAACCCGGGGGUGGUAAGAUGCCCAUCAUGGGUCUUCUCCAGCAGAUUGACAAGGAUUUUGGUUCCUAUGGUAAUUUCAAGGAGAAAUUCACUCAAGCUGCAUUAUCGUUGUUUGGAUCUGGCUGGGUUUGGCUCGUUUUGAAGAGAAAGGAGAAGCGACUUGACGUGGUUAAAACGCAAAAUGCAGUUAAUCCUCUUAUUUGGGAUGAUAUUCCAAUUUUAUGUUUGGAUAUGUGGGAGCAUGCAUAUUAUCUGGAUUUCAAGAACGACAAAGCGAAAUACGUAGAUUCAUUCUUGAAUCAUCUUGUCUCUUGGAAUGCGGCUAUGGGUCGAAUGGCUCGCGCUCAAGCAUUUGUCAAUUUGGGCGAACCUAAGAUCCCGGUUGCAUGAUUUGUCUUGAGAAAAUGGAAUUGUCAUUAGUUGUUGUAGCGAAAACUAGAGAAAGCUAAUUGUUGUAUUUUAGCACAAAAAGAAGAUAUUAGAUGUAGCAAAGUUUUGUAUAGUAGUAGUAAUAUUAUGCCAUUUUUGAGGAUGGGAUUAUUGUAGUCUAGUUUAUUAAGU